AUGUCUGAGACCGCACCGGCACCCGCUGCUGAGGCAGCGCCCGCCGCCGCCCCGGCUCCGGCCAAGGCGACCGCUAAGAAGCCGAAGAAGGCGGCGGGCGGCGCCAAAGCCCGCAAGCCCGCGGGCCCCAGCGUCACCGAGCUGAUCACCAAGGCCGUGUCCGCCUCCAAGGAGCGCAAGGGGCUCUCCCUCGCCGCGCUCAAGAAGGCGCUGGCCGCCGGCGGCUACGACGUGGAGAAGAACAACAGCCGCAUCAAGCUGGGGCUCAAGAGCCUCGUCAGCAAGGGCACCCUGGUGCAGACCAAGGGCACCGGCGCCUCCGGCUCCUUUCGGCUCAGUAAGAAGCCCGGGGAGGUGAAGGAGAAGGCUCCUAGGAAGCGAACGUCAGUGGCCAAGCCCAAGAAGGCAGCAGCCAAGAAGCCCGCGGCUGCUGCCAAGAAGCCCAAGAAAGCAGUGGCAGUGAAGAAGAGUCCCAAGAAAGUGAAGAAGCCAGCAGCUUCUGCCACCAAGAAGUCGGCAAAGAGCCCUAAGAAGGCAGCCAAGGCUUCCAAGCCCAAAAAGGCGGUGGCUGCCAAGAGCCCGGCCAAGGCAAAGGCAGUGAAGCCAAAAGCUGCCAAGCCCAAGGCGACCAAACCCAAGGCAACCAAAGCAAAGAAGGCAGCCCCCAAGAAAAAGUAAACCCCUGACCUGCUGCUUUUCAACCCAACGGCUCUUUUAAGAGCCACCCAAGAUUUCCCCAAAAGAGCUGAACACAUUUUUAUUCAGUUCUGUGAUGAAAUGUUACCGGUGUUUUUUAAUUUUCACAUGCAAGCACAUCUAGUACAUGCUGAAGGACUUCAAAGGCUUGUAAUAGCAUCAAAAAUUGCCUUAAAUAAUUGCAAUAACAUAGGGGGCAGUUGACGCCUGAAGAAUCACUUACAGAUUAGUUAGGUACUUAAGGGGCUGAAGUCUCUUUUCUUUUAUAGGAAGCACAAACAUAUAGCAGGCACUUAAAUGCUUUUGUAAUCAUAUCUGACUACGGGAGAGGAGAAAUAAGUCAAAGGCAGGGAAAGAGUGCUUGUGUACAGCCAGACUAAGCAAAUAGUACCAAACAUGGGGAAGACACAGGGAAAUAAAAAAAGUACUAACAUGGUCACAAAGAAUUAAACUUAAAAAAUACCUGCAUUAACGAAUUUAGUACCACCUUUCCAAAAA
Tympanuchus pallidicinctus (lesser prairie-chicken) is the source of this 1194-nucleotide messenger RNA. RefSeq names its product histone H1.11L. The coding region runs from base 1 to 678 and encodes 225 amino acids. The transcript has a single exon. Gene Ontology annotation, biological process: nucleosome assembly. The record is from RefSeq and is a predicted model, not a curated record. Lineage: Eukaryota; Metazoa; Chordata; Aves; Galliformes; Phasianidae. Gene Ontology annotation, molecular function: DNA binding; structural constituent of chromatin. Gene Ontology annotation, cellular component: nucleosome.